AGUCCCUCCAAGUGUAGGGUUACCGGCGUCUGAGGGAUGCUGUUGGAGCUUCUUCGUUGGUUACGUUGGGGUAGUUCAGUUCUAUCUAUCUGCUAAGAUUUCAGGAUACAACAACAGACAGUCAGUCAUGGGUUUGGUUGCACGAGUUGGGUUGUCAUGUCAUGGCAUCUGAAAAGCCACGAGGGGGAAGCUGACCAAAGGUCUGGAAUGGAUCUGUAUAUAUAGAGGUACCAAACCAGAGACUCGAGACAAGUAUUACCGGUAGAUCCAACAUGUUCUCUUCCAAGUUGACAUUGGCAUCCCUUGCCAGCAUCGUCCCAUCCGUCCUCGCGGGUUUCGAUGCCAGCGCGCAGAGCAAUGUUGCUGUAUAUUGGGGCCAAAACUCGUUCGGUCAAGCAACUUCCCAGACACGGCUAAGCACAUACUGCACAAACAGCAAGCUCAGCAUCAUUCCCCUCGCUUUCAUGAAUGGCAUCAAGACACCUAUCACAAAUUUCGCCAACGCUGGAGACAACUGCACGGUCUACGCUGGCACGCAGCUUCUGAACUGCCCGCAGCUGGAAGAGGACAUUAAGACAUGCCAGUCCGAGGGAAAAACCAUCCUGCUCUCCAUCGGAGGGGCAACAUAUACCGAGGGAGGCUUCACAGACUCGGCAUCGGCCGAGAGUGCCGCGCAAAGCGUCUGGGAUCUGUUCGGCUCCGACACAACCAAGGACAACCGACCAUUCCGCACAGCGGUUGUCGACGGGUUCGACUUCGACUUCGAGUCCGUGACCCAGAACUUCGUACCCUUCGCCACGAAGCUGCGCUCGCUCAUGGACGGCGACUCGAGCAAGAAGUACUACCUGUCGGCGGCGCCGCAGUGCCCGUACCCGGACGCGGCGAUGAACGACAUGCUCAACGGCGCCAUCUCGUUCGACUUCAUCAUGAUCCAGUUCUACAACAACUACUGCGGGAUCCAGUCGUUCGUGCCGGGCGCCGCGACGCAGAACAACUUCAACAUGCAGACGUGGGACGACUGGGCCUCGCAGACGAGCAAGAACAAGGACGUCAAGAUCCUGCUGGGCGUCCCCGCCAACACCGGCGCGGGGGGCGGCUACCAGCCCGCCUCUGCGCUCGCGCCCAUCAUCCAGUUCUCCAAGCAGUUCGCCAGCUUUGGCGGUGUGAUGAUGUGGGACAUGUCUCAGCUCUACGCCAACGCCGGGUUCCUCGAUGACGUCUACGCCUCGCUGACAGGUUCCGCGGUCGCAGCAAGAGGAGUAGCGGCAGAGGCAGAGGCAGCCACAACCCUGGCCACCAAGAUCAGGGCCCGAGCUACUCCGGCUCCCGUACUAGGUUAGAUGGUGCUGGGCGGGCGCGCAUGCCGAUUCGUCGUGUUUCAGAGGGGAUGCUGCUGGUACUUUGCGGCGUGGACAGUGGACACUGGACA
This is a messenger RNA of Hypoxylon fragiforme, 1429 nucleotides long. RefSeq names its product glycoside hydrolase family 18 protein. The record is from RefSeq and is a predicted model, not a curated record. Gene Ontology annotation, biological process: carbohydrate metabolic process. Gene Ontology annotation, molecular function: chitinase activity. Lineage: Eukaryota; Fungi; Ascomycota; Sordariomycetes; Xylariales; Hypoxylaceae. The transcript has 8 exons. Gene Ontology annotation, cellular component: extracellular region. Bases 273 to 1340 code for a protein of 355 amino acids.